Molecule: messenger RNA, 2726 nt
Organism: Neoarius graeffei (lesser salmon catfish)
Lineage: Eukaryota; Metazoa; Chordata; Actinopteri; Siluriformes; Ariidae
Product: zinc finger protein 501-like
Exons: 7
Coding region: 179-2140 (653 amino acids)
Biological process (GO): regulation of transcription by RNA polymerase II
Cellular component (GO): nucleus
Molecular function (GO): histone methyltransferase activity; DNA-binding transcription factor activity, RNA polymerase II-specific; protein binding
Source: RefSeq, a predicted model, not a curated record
AUUGGAGAAGAAAAAGCAUGUUUAUCCUCGACAUGAUAACAGCACCAAUCAUCAUUACAUUAAAAUAUUUUAAUAGAAUUUAUAGUUGAGGUUAUAUCUGAUACAGUUAAAAAUCCAAGUUCAUUAUUUUGUCUGCGUUUGAAGAUUCGUUGUGCUUUAAACCCUGAGAGAUGUUAUAAUGAGUUCAGCAGGAGACAGACAGCACUCCUCCAGGACGUCUCAGACUCCUGAUCCCUCACAGCUGUAUGAAGACAUGAAAACAGAGAUUUCAGAUGGAGGGAUAUCCGAAGUGUCAGGAGUCUGUGUGAAGAAAGAGGAGACACUGGAGCUGAACAUCUGCAACUAUGGAGACGACCUUGAGAACCCACCUGAAGAGCUCUCCAUUAAAGAGGAAGAAUCUGACAAUAAAGACUACCUUUAUUGUGAAGUUUGCAAAUCCUUCUUUUUUAACAAGUGUGAGCUUCACGGACCACCCCUCUUCAUUCCUGAUACUCCUGUUCCCAUGGGAGUUCCUGACCGAGCCAGACAAACUCUUCCUCCUGGACUAGAGAUUAGGAAGUCUGGUAUUCCUGAUGCAGUCCUGGGAGUGUUUAAUAAAGGGGAGACUGUUCCAGUAGGUGCACACUUCGGACCCUACCAGGGAGAGCUGGUGGACAUAGAAAAAGCAAUGAACAGCAGAUACUCCUGGGUGAUAUGCAGGAGCAGGCAGUGUGAAGAAUACAUAGAUGCCUCAAGAGAAAUGCAUGCAAAUUGGAUGAGGUAUGUGAAUCGUGCUCGUAAUGAUGAACAGAAUCUUGUGGCAUUUCAGUAUCAAGGGGGAAUUGUGUAUCGUUGCUGUCGACCCAUUAACCCAGAACAGGAGCUCUUGGUGUGGUAUGAAGAGGAGUAUGCCAAAGAACUUAGUCCUAUGUUUCAUGACCUCUGGAACAAAAAGUGUUAUAUGAAUGACAAACACAUCCAGGGAUGCCACAGUGAAGAAUAUUUGACACCAUGUGAACUGGGAGAGAUUAAACAUAAUCUUCAAAUCUCCUCCAAAGGCUCCAGUAGUCCACCUACUUCACCUCAUACUUUCAGUUCUGACACUUCUAACAAUGAUGACCAAAAGGAAAUUCAUCACUGCUCAGAACGUGGAAAAAGUUUUGAUUAUCAGAGUGUUCUCCAACAACACCAAUGCAUUCAAACAGAAGGGAAACCUUAUCACUGCUCACUGUGUGGAAAGAGUUUUACUCGACAGAGUCAUCUCCAACAACACCAGCGCAUCCACACAGGAGAGAAGCCAUAUCACUGCUCACAGUGUGGAAAGAAUUUUACUCAACAGAGUGACCUUCAACGACACCAGCGCAUUCACACAGGAAAAAAGCCAUAUCACUGCUCACAGUGUGGAAAGAGUUUUACUCAUCAGAGUCAUCUCCAAAAACACCAGCGCAUUCACACAGGAGAGAAACCAUAUCACUGUUCACUGUGUGGAAAGAGCUUUACUCAACAGAUUGACCUUCAGCGACACCAGCGCAUUCACACAGGAGAGAAGCCGUAUUACUGCUCACACUGUGGAAAGAGUUUUACUCAAAAGAGUCAUCUCCAACGACACCAGCGUAUUCACACAGUAAAGAAGCCACAUCACUGCUCGCAAUGUGGAAAGGGUUUCAGUCAACAGAGUAAUCUCCAAGAACACCAGCGCAUUCAUGCAGGAGAGAAGCCCUAUCUCUGCUCACAGUGUGGAAAGAGUUUUACUCGACGGCGUGAUCUCCAACGACACCAACGCAUUCACACAGGAGAGAAGCCAUAUCACUGCUCACAGUGUGGAAAGCGUUUUGCUCAACAGAGUGCUUUCCAACAGCACCAGCGCAUUCACACCGGAGAGAAGCCGCAUCACUGCUCACAGUGUGGAAAGAGUUUUACUCGUCUGAGUGCUUUCCGACAGCACCAGCGCAUUCACACUGGAGAGAAGCCGUAUCAGUGCUCACAGUGUAGAAAGAGUUUUACUCGACAGAGUGAUCUCCAACGACACAAGCUCAUUCACACCGGAGAGAAGCCGUAUCACUGCUCACAGUGUGGAAAGGCGUUUACUUAUUCAGUUACAUUUAAGACCCACAAGUGCACGAACUCUGAAACGUUGCAUGAUUUAACGUUGUCAAAUUAAAUGUUUGUUUAUUCUGACUGUUUUGGUUGGAAUCGAUUUGUAUUUUGAAAUUUUAUUUUCUUAAUUUUUUGAGGAAGGCAGAAUAUGUAAUCUUGUAGUAAUGUUUGAAAUAAGACUGUUAAUGUUUUCUUUUGACCUGAAGUAGUCAUGACCUAAAUUAACACCACACAAGUCAUGCAUUAACUACAGCACUAUUUUCAGUAUAAUACGGCAACAUUACACUAAAACAGAACCACUGAGGUACCGGAAAAUUUAAUCGUCAAUACACUCAAGUAACGUGAACUGUGUGGAAACAAUACCAAAUUUUUAGUUCAUCCUCUGUCUUUUUGCCCAUGGUCUAUCGAUAUAUUUUCUGUUGUAUUUUUCCAUGGUUAUUAUACAUGAUUUAAUCAUUAACAUCAAAUCAGUUGACUGUGAUUUCAGUAAGGGACUUUGUUCACUCAUAAUGCAUAAGUGUCUAUACUUUGCUAACUUGUAAUGUGCACGUAUCUGUUCCUUAGGUCGUGGUGAUUUUGUCCAUGUUCCUGUUUUACUUUGGGUGAGAUCAAUCUGGUCUGGAGUCUGCCCUUUGCAUGUACACAUCAGC